UAUUUUAUUAUGGAGAGCGGAAGUGGGGUACCACCUCCUCACCAGCUUGACGUCAUGUUGCAGCUGUACUGGGCUAACAUGGACGUCACAUGUCAGAGAACGACAUAAACAUGAUCCUCCGAGCAGCGGACUGCAGGACAACCCAGCACAGACGACACGUGGAGGUCAGACCAGCGGCAUGACCGAGGAGAAAUGUCCUCAGCUGGUGGACUACUUUGUAGUGGCGGGUCUGAACCCUGCAGGACCGUGGAAGUCCCUGGACGAAGAUGCCAAGACCUCCUCCUCCUCCUCGUCACCCACAUCGUCCUCCGCGUCGGUCCGAGCCGUGGAGCCGGUGACAGACCUGGCCGUGAUCGCCCGGGGGCUCGGGGAGGAGGUGCCGGAGGGCUUCACUUGCAUCGAGAAGACUCUGGGCGGCCACUCUGCGGAGCUGAGUGCCGGCCUCAUCAACAAUCCUCACCUGUACCUGUGCUACCGCAGAGGACGCGACAAACCUCCCGUCCUGGACCUCGGGGUUCUGUAUGAGGGCAAGGACGCGCUGAAGCAGGGGUGGUACGUCAUCGACACCACGCCCUACAGCCGCUCAGCCAGCCUGAGUUCUGGCAGCGGCCCGACUGCUCACCGGGUUUUCCUGACCUACCGACGCGCCCUGGACUCGCAGGCUCUGCACACAUUGGGUGUCACGGACAUUGCGCUGCUGCUGCCCAGCAAGGGAGAGGUCGCCCCGCACACGUUCUGCCGCGUGGACAAGAACCUCAACACGGGCAUGUGGGGUCCUGCUCUGUACGUCUGCUACAAACGUGCCGUGGCUAAAGCUAACGCUCUGGUCUACGAGGCAGGUCUCAUCAGUCGCUACCCUGAAGAGGACCUUGAGUCAUUCCCUCUGCCAGAGUCGGUGCCGGUCUUCUGUCUGCCGAUGGGCGUGGCUGUGGAGAGCUGGCCUCUCAACACCAAGUACCAGCUGCCCGUCUUCUCCACCUUCGUCCUCACCUCUGCGUCUGGGGACAAGGUCUACGGCGCCGCCAUCCAGUUCUACGAGUCGUACCCGCGGGAGAAGCUGUUGGAGCGUCAGAGCGUUCGGCUGGGUCUGCUCAGCGUGGUGGACCGCCGACCCAUCACCAACCGCAGCCUGCAGGUGAAGAAGAGCAUCUGCGUCUUGUCGCACUGGCCCUUCUUCAACGUCUUCCAGAAGUUCCUCACCUUCGUGUACAGAUACUCCAUCUCUGGACCUCACGUGCUGCCGUUGGAGAAACACAUCUCCAGCUUCAUGCACAACGUCCCGUUUCCUUCGCCACAGAGACCUCGCAUCCUGGUUCAGCUCUCCCCGUACGACAACCUGCUGCUCUGUCAGCCCGUCUCCUCUCCACUCCCGAUCAGUGGCGCCAGCUUCCUGAAGCUGCUGCAGAACCUCGGCCCAGAAAACGCUUGCACACUGCUGCUGGCCGUUCUGACCGAACACAAGCUGCUGCUGCACUCCUUGCGGCCCGACGUGUUGACGUCCGUCAGCGAGGCUCUGGUUUCGAUGAGCUUCCCGCUGCGCUGGCUCUGCCCCUACAUCCCGCUGUGCCCGCUGCAGAUGGCCGACGUGCUGUUGGCGCCCAUGCCCUUCAUCGUGGGAGUCCACUCAAGCUACUUCGACCUAUACGACCCCCCGACGGACGUGGUGUGUGUGGACCUGGACACCAACACCAUCUUCCAGUCUGAAGAUAAAAAGCCGCUGUCAUGGCGGUCGCUGCCGAGGAAGCACGGCAAGACUCUGUUCAACACUCUCACCGGCCUGCACAGGACGCUGGAGAAGAUUUGCACUCCCGGCCAGGAGGAGGCGACGCUGGAGUUCCUGCUGACAGAUUAUGACCAGAUAUACCGGCGGCAGAAGCAGCUGGAGCUGGAGAUCCAGGAGGCCUUCCUGCGUUUCAUGAGCUGCCUGCUGAGAGGAUACCGGACCUUCCUGCUGCCAAUCACGCAAGCGCCGUCCGACACCGCCACCGACUGCAGUUCCCUGUUCAACCUGCAGGGCUUCCUGAAGUCCCGGGACCGGACGCAGCAGAAGUUCUAUAGCCAGAUGACAAGGACUCAGAUGUUCACGCAGUUCAUCGAGGAGUGCUCCUUCGUCAGUGACCGUCACGCCUGCCUGGAGUUCUUUGACGAGUGUGUGCAGAAGGUGGACGUGGAGAAGCCUGAAGAGGUCCGGCUCAUCGACCUGGAUGAGACUCACAGCGGAGAACACACGGUCUUCAUCAUGCCACCUGAGGAGCCGCAAGAGGCCGACGGCUCCGAGUGCCCCGCCCUCUACAGUUACGAGACCUUCCCCACCCUGAGGGUGGAACUCUUCGACCGGCCGCAGGACCAACUCCGUGUCCCAGCCAAGGGCAGCGCCCCCAGCAGCCCCGCCCCCAGACGCACCAAACAGGAGAUCAAGCUGGCACAGAAGCGGGCCCAGAAGUACUCGGCUGUGCCAGACAUGUGGUCCAAGUGUCUCCUGGGCCACUGCUACGGCCUGUGGUUCAUCUACCUGCCCACCUUCGUCCGCGCUGAGACCGCCAAAGUGCGGGCUCUGCACACAGCCUACGAUGUCCUCAAACACAUGGAGAACCGCAAGGUGGUCCUGCCAGACGAGGUUUGUUACCGGAUCCUCAUGCAGCUCUGCGGCCAGUAUGGUCAGCCGGUUCUCGCCGUCCGUGUUUUGCUAGAGAUGAAGAAAGCAGGAAUCACACCCAACACCAUCACUUACGGCUACUACAACAAGGCGGUUCUGGAGAGCAAGUGGCCCUCCUCCAGCCAGGGCGGGCGACUGCGCUGGGCGAAGCUGCGGAACGUGGUGCUGGCGGUCGCUCAGUUCAGGCAGCCAAUCAAACGGCAGCAGAAGAACGGCUCGCUGGGGUCACACGGAGAGCCGAUGAUGGACAGCAGGCUCCGCCCCCAGUCCAACCUGAUUCGUCAGUCCAGCUGGAGCGGCCUGAGUGACAGCUCCAGUCACGAGUCUCUGACGGGGCCGCUGGUGAAGAGCAACAGCCUGAACAGCAUGAAGACGCCGGCCGAUAAACUGAAGCUGUGUAAGAAGUCCGCCCUCAGAAACGCUGAGACCAAUGGCUGCAGCGACGUCGUGUCUCGCAAACCCCCUCUCGGCCGGCGGGAUGCCGCCACACCUCCUCCGGCUCCCUCUGCUGGUAUCCUGGUGCGGCGAAGUGACGUCUGCCUGUCCACCUUCUACAAGGAAUGUGCCGAGUCAGCGGAUCCUGCGCGGGACUGCUGUCAGCAGGGCCGAGACGGCAGACCGGCGGCACCUCGGGACUCAGUGGCGCGGAGCAAAGUGGUGGAUGAGAACUCCAACCACGUGUCGUCCCCCGGCCGUGGCGGUCUGGCCGGGAAGCUGCAGCAACUGCUAACGCCAACAAGACACAGAGCCUCGGUCCGGCGAGCUGCCAGUGUGGACGACCGCAGACCCGGUGGUGGAGCCAUCGGACGUCGCGUGUCUGAGCAGAGACAGUCCCGGAAGUCUCAGGUGGCCGAGACCCUACUGAAGGCCAAAGAUCGCCUAGUCAACGCCACGUCCGAGAGUUCCCUGUCGGUGGGGAGUGACCUGGACCUGACGGAGACUCCUGCGCCAGCGUAUCCCCUCCGAAGGUCGUGGGACAAUAGUCAAGAGGCUGCAGGACUUGAGGUGUUGAUGUCCAGCUGCUCUCGCUGUCGUGGCUGUCAGUCUCUAGUGUACGACGAGGAGAUCAUGGCCGGCUGGACGUCCGACGACUCCAACUUAAACUCCUCGUGUCCCUUUUGUUCUGCCACAUUCGUCCCCUUCCUCAAUGCCGAGAUCUGCGACCCCGGGCCCCUCAGCAGCUGUGAACGCAGCAACCUCAACAUGGAGGAUGAACUGGACGGCGCGGUGAGGCCCCCUAGUGGUCUUCAAUGUAACGGCUUGAGUGAAGACUCCAGCUCUGACACCAGCAGCUACUCUGAGCCCAGCAGAGCAACCACGUGCUCGUCGGUGGGCGGGGCCCCGCAAGUGACCGUGGCGUACCUGAGCCCUCUGGUGCUGCGGAAGGAGCUGGAGAGCCUGCUGGAGAACGAGGGCGAGGCGGUUCUGGCUCAGCCGCAGCUGCUGGACAGCCACUCCAUCAUCUUCUGGAACCUGGUGUGGUUCUUCCAGCGACUGGGUCUCCCCAACCACCUGCUGCAGCUGGUCCGCGCCUCCUCGCUGGUCAGCCACUUCGCGCAGGUUGUGUUUCCGUCUCAGUCGGAGAGCUCGGGUGUGCGACUGCGCCUCCUGUGGGACACGCUGAGCCCCGACACUGACCAGUGGCCGCCUCUCUACGUCCUGUGGAGACUUCACAGUGGCGCCCCGAUGCGGAGCUACGGGUGGCGCCGGCAUAACCACCCCUUCACCUUGGACUUCCUGGAGGAGGUGCUGCGCUGGGUCGGCAUGAACGAGGUGCACAAAGCUGUGACGCUGUUCCUCGACACCCUGGCCAAACAGCCGGGGUCGCCAUGGAUACAGAGAAGUCUGUACAGAGAGAUUCUGUUCCUCACGCUGGCAGCCAUGGGCAAAGAUCAUGUCGCGGCCUUCGACAAGAAGUACAAGGCAGCCUACUCGCGCCUCAGCAGCAGCCUGAGCCGCGACGAGCUGCGCAGGAAGCGAGUACAGCCUCCGAGCCCCAAGGCCAUCGACUGCCGACGCAGCUUCCACCCGCCGCUCGAAUGCUGAGCUCCUGCUGAUGCCCCCUCAGUGGACGCCGCCUUGAAGCUCUCCGUCCCGACCUCCGUCCAGCCUCGUCGUCGUCGUGAAUCCGCGGAUCUAUGCACCCCAACUUCAGGCUACAUUUUUACUAACCAUCUCUGUGCCGCCGCUCAUCUGGAGGGAAGUGCGAGUUGGGAAUGUCUACGUGGUAAGUUUAGGACAGGAAAAGAAAUGCAGGUGGACUCCCAAACUCGUAGUUAAAAUCAGGUCUGUCUGUUUUCAGGUCAUUUUUUUGUUAUGCCUUCUAUAUUGUGCAUCUAGCUUCUGCUUGUACUUCAAUAUUCUGAAGCUAAAUUCAAUAUCUUCUGUAUUAUUUUGAAAACUAAUCGUGCUAACAUCGAAGUGGUGGUUAGGAAAAUAUCAAACCUACAGAGUGUAUGAAAAACUCUCUGCCCUGCGUAUAUACUCUGAAGGCUUCACUCAACAUUAUAUUCCAUAAACGGCAAAACAUGACCUGAUAACAGAUGAAAAACUUGAAGCGUAAAAAUGAGUCAUUUAGUUAGUCAUGGUGCGUUGACGCCUCCUUACCACAAGGGGCCACCGACGCUGUGGGCUGCUGUGUUGUUUCUGUUGGAGAUAUCUGGUGGGGGAACCCCUGGGCUGAAGACGUUUCUCAACACACUGUUUACAGCAUCUUCAUGCACCACAACGCCUGUAGCAGAUUUUUUUAAAUCUAUUUUUGAGCCAUUUGUGUUGGUGGCCUGCAGUGGUCAGUACCUGGGCUGGUGGCAAUGUUGCUUAAGAUUACAGUGUGAUUGACAUCACCAGCUGGUGUCCAUAUAUCCUUCGAUUUGGUCUCAUUAGGAACAGUGUAAUAAUCUGGACCUCAAAUGACGUUAUUCUGAAACAUCUCCAGUCCGGGUCCGACCCGUCCAGCAUCCAUGUUUACUGAUGAAGAUUCAAACCAGCGACUUGUGCACUGAUAACUGUUGAUCUGCGAUCGAUCAGUUUACGUUGAAGAAUCCUGCAAACUGUGGAGAGACUUUUGAUGGAGCUGCUCCAGAUUUGAUGUUCUCACGUCGGCCGCCGACGAUGAAGGAGUGGUCACGUGAUGUUUUAUGGGAAUAUUUAAAUCCAGAUUAUUGUGUUUGCUGUUGUAAUUUAUAAAUGUGAGUGCAGUCCAGUUGUUUUUAUAAGAAAACGGAAAUAAAAGUCACGAAAGGAAAACAGCU
Molecule: messenger RNA, 5907 nt
Organism: Synchiropus splendidus (mandarinfish)
Lineage: Eukaryota; Metazoa; Chordata; Actinopteri; Syngnathiformes; Callionymidae
Product: DENN domain-containing protein 4B-like
Exons: 29
Coding region: 179-4702 (1507 amino acids)
Biological process (GO): regulation of Rab protein signal transduction
Cellular component (GO): cytoplasmic vesicle
Molecular function (GO): protein binding
Source: RefSeq, a predicted model, not a curated record